GACAGCUGUGUGUAGCACUGCUUUCUUGUUAGCUUGCUGUGACUUUAAGACCUGCUCUCUCAGGAGCACAACCUGGGCGAGUAUCAUCCAAAAAGUGUGGCUGUGGACUUGAGCGGACUCUUUGUGGUGGGAUAGGAGUGGUCUUUUCCUAUGGUGAUACCCUACAGCAUCAAAACCCUUCUCCUACAAUGCUGCUGACAUUGCAGACACAUUGGGCUCGACAGGAACCUUCCGGCUUUCUCCCCUCGACCUGCUACAACAGGAAGAUGGUCACAGGUGGCAGCAGCACCCCACAAUGCCAGCUGCCGCCCUGCAGCCAGGUUGCCUCUCUGGGCCGCUCUCUUCCUACUGAGACAAUCAUGUCGAGCCAGCACAGCCAUGCUCCCUUCUCCAGCAUCCAGCCCAUGGCUGAGCAUCAGCAGAUCAUGCCAGACCUGGCCAUUCUGCAGAGAAGGAUCCCGCUCACUUUUCGGGACUCUGCCACAGCCCCGCUACGCAAGCUGUCUGUGGACCUUAUCAAAACAUACAAACAUAUCAACGAGGUCUACUAUGCCAAGAAGAAGCGUCGAGCCCUGCAGGUGGCACCCGAGGACACCAGCACGAAAAAGGAGCGGAAAGUGCACAACGAGGGCUACGAUGAUGACAACUAUGAUUACAUAGUCCGGAACGGAGAGCGCUGGCUGGAACGCUAUGAAAUAGACUCACUCAUUGGCAAGGGAUCCUUUGGACAGGUGGUGAAGGCCUAUGACCAACAGGCUCAGGAGUGGGUGGCUAUUAAGAUAAUCAAGAACAAGAAGGCAUUUCUGAGCCAGGCACAGAUUGAAUUGCGGUUGCUGGAGCUCAUGAACCAGCAUGACACUGAAAUGAAAUACUAUAUUGUGCACUUGAAGCGGCAUUUCAUGUUCCGGAGCCAUCUGUGCCUGGUGUUUGAGUUGCUGUCCUACAACCUCUACGAUCUGCUCCGUAACACCAACUUCCGUGGCGUCUCUCUCAACCUCACCCGCAAGUUUGCCCAGCAGCUGUGCACCGCGCUGCUCUUCCUGGCGACACCUGAGCUCAGCAUCAUCCACUGUGACCUUAAGCCUGAGAACAUCCUGUUGUGCAACCCCAAGCGUAGCGCCAUCAAGAUUGUGGACUUCGGCAGCUCGUGCCAGCUGGGCCAGCGAAUCUACCAGUACAUCCAGAGCCGAUUUUACCGCUCACCUGAAGUGCUACUAGGCAUGCCUUAUGACCUGGCAAUUGACAUGUGGUCCUUAGGCUGCAUCCUCGUGGAGAUGCACACCGGGGAGCCCCUCUUCAGUGGCGCCAAUGAGGCAGACCAGAUGAGCCGGAUUGUGGAGGUGUUGGGGCUGCCACCCCCUCACAUGUUGGAGCAGGCUCCCAAGGCUCGGAAAUACUUUGAAAAGUUGCCUGAGGGGGGCUGGGUCCUCCGGCGGGGCAAAGAUGGCAGGAAGGACUACAAGGUUCCAGGGACGCGGCGUCUGCACGAAGUGUUGGGGGUGGAGAGCGGGGGCCCAGGCGGGCGCCGUGCAGGAGAGCAGGGCCAUUCACCUUCUGACUACCUGAAGUUCAAGGACUUGGUGCUGCGCAUGCUAGACUAUGAACCCCGUAGCCGCAUCACCCCUUUCUAUGCGCUGCAGCACAACUUCUUCAAGAAAACUGCUGAUGAGGGCACCAACACGAGUGCCAGCACCUCACCCAGCCUGGGCACGGAGCACAGCCACUCCACCAGCACCACCAGUUCUGUGUCUAGUUCUGGUGGUUCCAGUGGUUCUUCCAAUGACAACCGUGGUUACCGUUACAGCAAUCGUUACUACGGCAGCAUGGGCACAGUGCAUGCGGACUGCGAGAUGCAGAGUCCCCAAGCGCCCCCUCAGCAGCAGAUGCGUCUCUGGGCCGGCGGCGACAACGAGAGUAUUCCUCACAUCUUACCUCACAAGCCCACCCCCAGCCAGGCCAUGCCAUGUUUCCCCCCGAGCGGGCACCCUCCGUACCAGCGCCCUCCGCUGCCGCUGUCUCCCCCGCUCCCUGAGGCCAUGGAGGUGUCCCUGGGCCCUCGCCAUCUGGACUGCAACCCCACCGGGCUGGGCUCCUCAUCCUUGCACUUGGGUGCUUCGGCCUUCCGGACUAGGACUGCUGGCGGCUCGCGCCCCGAGGGACUUGGCCUCAACUACCCUCUCCGCGGGCGUGGGCACCGAGACACUGACGAGACUGCACUGAUGGGUGUCUGCGUGCCCCAGGGCACAGCUGCCAGCUCCUGAUGAUGGACUGGCCCGGCAGGCUAGGAGCCAGUGCCCGGCGCGAGCACUCCCUUGUUGCACCAGAGCCUGGACGGGCCAGGACUGACUGUAGGGCAGGGAACCGGUGCCCACAGAGCACUUCUCCAUACGCGAGAAUCCGAGUGGGCCAGGACUUGUGGUGGGGUGGGUCAGGUUGCCUGGCUGUGGCCAGUCUAGAGGCCAGGUCCUGUGGCUACCCAGGACCCUGCUGCAAGUGGUAAGCGUUGUUG
This is a messenger RNA of Elgaria multicarinata webbii, 2509 nucleotides long. RefSeq names its product dual specificity tyrosine phosphorylation regulated kinase 1B (gene DYRK1B). NCBI's taxonomy places the organism in Eukaryota, Metazoa, Chordata, Lepidosauria, Squamata, Anguidae. Gene Ontology annotation, molecular function: protein serine/threonine kinase activity; protein serine/threonine/tyrosine kinase activity; transcription coactivator activity. Gene Ontology annotation, biological process: protein autophosphorylation; positive regulation of DNA-templated transcription; peptidyl-serine phosphorylation. The transcript has 11 exons. Gene Ontology annotation, cellular component: nucleus. The record is from RefSeq and is a predicted model, not a curated record. The coding region runs from base 189 to 2261 and encodes 690 amino acids.